UAAGAAUAGUUGUUUAAAAAAAAAAAAGGAAAAGAAAAGAAAAGAGAAAAAAAAGGGAAAGAGUAGUUGUAAUCUGAAGCUUGCUGGAGGCUGGGUUGGGAAGCAGCUAUAAAAGCUCUAGCGCUUGCUGGAGCCCCCUCAAACUGCAGACUGAGCAGACUGAAGCUGGUGUAGAGCUGGGAGUGGAGCUGCAGCGAACCACAGGCUCACGAUGCAGGUCCUCGUGCUACUCCUCUGGACUGGAGCCCUGCUAGGGCAUGGCAGCUGCCAGAACAUUGCCAGCAGCCCGGAGGCCUCCCAGGAUCCUGAGAGCACAGGGGAGCCAGUGGAGGAGGAAGACCCCUUCUUCAAGAUCCCUGUGAACAAGCUGGCAGCAGCCGUCUCCAACUUUGGCUAUGACCUUUACCGGCUGAGAUCCAUCGAGAGCCCCACCUCCAAUGUGCUGCUGUCUCCGCUCAGUGUGGCCACAGCCCUCUCUGCCCUUUCGCUGGGAGCCGAACAGAGAACAGAAUCCAUUAUUCACCGGGCUCUCUACUAUGAUGUGAUCAGCAAUCCAGACAUCCAUGGCACCUACAAGGAACUUCUUGCCACUGUCACUGGCCCCCAGAAGAACCUGAAGAGUGCUUCCCGGAUUGUCUUUGAGAGGAAGCUGCGGAUAAAAUCCAGCUUUGUUGCACCAAUGGAAAAGUCAUAUGCAACCAGGCCCAGAAUCCUGACUGGUAACCCUCGAAUUGACCUUCAAGAGAUUAACAACUGGGUGCAGUCCCAGAUGAAAGGGAAAAUCCCCAGGUCUACAAAGGAAGUGCCCAGUGGAAUCAGCAUUCUCCUUCUUGGCGUGGCUUACUUCAAGGGGCAGUGGGUAUCAAAAUUUGACUCCAGAAAGACUUCUCUCCAGGAUUUCUACUUGGAUGAGGAGAGGACUGUGAAAGUCCCCAUGAUGUCAGACCCCAAGGCCACUUUACGCUAUGGCUUCGAUACUGAUCUCAACUGCAAGAUUGCCCAGCUGCCCUUGACUGGAAGUAUGAGUGUCAUCUUCUUUCUGCCUAUGAGGGCAACCCAGAAUUUGACCAUGAUAGAAGAGAGCCUCACCUCUGAGUUUGUUCAUGACAUAAACCGAGAACUGAAGACUGUCCAAGCGGUCCUGAGCAUCCCCAAGCUGAAGCUGAGUUUUGAAGGGGAAGUUACGAAGACCCUGAAGGAGAUGAAGCUGCAAUCCUUGUUUGAGUCACCCACCUUUAGCAAGAUCACAGGGAAAUCCAUCAAGCUUACUCAAGUGGAACACCGGGCUGGUUUUGAAUGGAAUGAGGACGGGGAAGGAACUGCUGCCAACCCAGACCUCCAGCCCGCCCACCAAACCUUCCCCCUGGACUAUCACCUGAACCAACCUUUCAUCUUUGUCCUGAGGGACACAGAUACAGGGGCCCUUCUCUUCAUAGGCAAAAUUCUGGACCCCAGGGGUACUUAA
Messenger RNA from Heterocephalus glaber (naked mole-rat), 1465 nucleotides. It is a transcript of the gene Serpinf1, whose product is annotated as serpin family F member 1. The record is from RefSeq and is a predicted model, not a curated record. Gene Ontology annotation, molecular function: serine-type endopeptidase inhibitor activity. Lineage: Eukaryota; Metazoa; Chordata; Mammalia; Rodentia; Bathyergidae. Gene Ontology annotation, biological process: positive regulation of neurogenesis; negative regulation of endopeptidase activity; negative regulation of angiogenesis.